This is a messenger RNA of Myotis brandtii (Brandt's bat), 2477 nucleotides long. RefSeq names its product basic helix-loop-helix family, member e22 (gene BHLHE22). Gene Ontology annotation, molecular function: protein dimerization activity. The coding region runs from base 1 to 822 and encodes 273 amino acids. The transcript has 6 exons. NCBI's taxonomy places the organism in Eukaryota, Metazoa, Chordata, Mammalia, Chiroptera, Vespertilionidae. The record is from RefSeq and is a predicted model, not a curated record.
AUGCCCUGCAUUGUUCUCCGGGGUCUGAGCCAUGCAGGGCAGGGGACAAGUUUUUCCACUUGCCUUCAAAGUCUCCAUCAUGUGAGAGACCCCGCGGGCGUCAGGUUUUCACUUUUCCACGGCCGAAGUCCUUGGAAUUGCCAAGCACUUCAAAGCCAAGGCAAAGCUGGGGCCUUCGGAGCCGGGCAGCUCCGGUCCCGCUUCCUUGGCCCCUGCGCUCUCGCAGCCCUCCUCCUCAUGAGCCCCGCCGGUCCCCAAGACACACGUGCACCCAUCGUUUCUCCCUGCAGUGAGCUUUUUACAUCAGGAGCUGCUUCCUGGCGGAACAAAGUUCAAGUGCACAGAGUUCCCGAGCCCCUGCGGGCAGAGGGCACGGAGUCAGCAGCAGACGCCCUCCCUCCGCUGGCCCGAAACCAGGCGGCGGGAUCCCACUCAACCAGCACCAUCGGCUGGAGACGAAGAAGAAGAAGAAGAGGAGGAGGCGAGCGCGGGGGAAGGCGAAAAAGAAAAAGAAGGGGGCUGCGGCUCAACAUCAACGCCCGAGAGCGCCGGCGGAUGCACGACCUGAACGACGCGCUGGAUGAGCUGCGCGCGGUGAUCCCCUACGCGCACAGCCCCUCGGUGCGCAAGCUCUCCAAGAUCGCCACGCUGCUGCUCGCCAAGAACUACAUCCUCAUGCAGGCACAGGCCCUGGAGGAGAUGCGGCGCCUGGGCUACCCGUUCAGCGCCGGGCUGCCCCCGGCUGCCUCUUGCCCGGAGAAGUGCGCCCUGUUCAACAGCGUCUCCUCCAGCCUCUGCAAACAGUGCACGGAGAAGCCUUAAACACCCCCCUGAGAAACAUAAGACCGACCCAAAAGCUAGAGGAAAGGGAAACGCUGCCCCCACCCCCUUUAUUUCAGUCCUCUGGUAGUUGUGAAACAUUUGCAGAGCAAACAAAGCAGAGGCGAGAACUGAGGAGACGUAUCAGAGACACACGGGACUUGAGCCUUGACAUCCCCAGAAUCUCGGUCUUCGGAGUGGGAGGGAGGGAGGAAGGAGGUGGAGUUGAGCUGAAGUAUGGAUGUCUUUUUUCUCAGAAAAGUGGCAACUUUGGUGGCAGCCUAGGACGCCAGGAAGCAGUUUUGCUUUAAGGUUAAAAAUAAGUUUGAAAAGUAGUCGCUUGGGUAUAAAGUGUGGAGAGUAUUGAUACUAAUCUUACUAAUAAUUGUGAAUUUGGCUAGUGCUGAGGGGGAGAGGAGUCUGGGGUUGGGUGGCUUGUAGGACGGAAUAUUCAUUCAGACAAAUCAGAAAGGGCACUUGAAAAUAAAUUUUGAUUCUGAGCCAGGAGAAAAACAUGGAAGGUAGAUUUAUUUAAGUGAAAAGAAAAAAGGGAGAGACACGUUGCUAUGAAAGACUUGUAUUUUUUAUUGUCUCUGAACUGUGAAAACGCUCAAAAGUUUUUGGCAAGAGUGAUAUAAAAAAAAAAAACUGUGGCUGAAAGAAUUGCAUUUAAAAAUAUUUAUGUGCACCUUGUUACUUUCCACUCUGCAAUGAUGUAUUAACCAUUCAUGGUAUUUAUUUGUUAUUCUUCAAUGACCCACAUCAACAGUAUUUAUCAUGUGUAAGGUCAUGGGUCUUAUGUGCAGAUUUUUUUAAUGCCUCUAAAAUUCUGUUUUAUAGAUUAACUUAUACUGUGUGCCAAGUGUUUAAAAGGUUUAUUUGCCAACAAGUAUGAAGAGACCUAUUGAUGUAUCUGAGCCGCUUAGGUUUAUCAAAGGUCACCUGGAUUUUUUUCAGUUGCGUCAUCCCUGUAUUUAAAUUGAGCUUUAAUAAAUUGCUUCAGUCCAAAAAUUACAGGAAAGGUGUAUUCUUAAUUGAUGAACGAAUUGAUCUCUUUUUUUGAAAGGGGACUCCUUUGCAUUCUUAAAGGGAAAAACAUCACAGCAAUAGAACCUAUAAGUAAGACCAUGCUAAGCAAAUAUUUUUCCAGGCUGUGCUGUGCAUUUUUAAAAGCUCUAAUUUAAUUGCUUUUAAUAUAUAUGUACAUAUAUAAGUUAUUUUAAUUGUGGAGAAUUAUUUAAGUUAAAAGACUGGUUUGAUUUGCCUAUGGUGUGAAAUCCUUUGUUAUUUUUCUAAGAAAAAAUAAAAUAAAAUUUAAAAACAAAGCUAAGGAAGAGCAAGAAGCUAUUUACCCAAAGUGAGCUUUCGGUUUUAGUUUGCAUGGCUGUUUGCCUGCCUUCCUAUCCUACAAAAAUCAAGAAAUCCUUUUUUUUUAAAAAAAAAUGGAGUCCUGCUAUUUUCCACUCCUUGCAGAUAAUACAAGUUUAGUUUGUCAGGUUAUGGCGAGCUGGGAGCUGUGAUGGAUCUAUUGGUGGGUUUUGGAUGUAUAAAGAAUGAUAUAUAUUCAAUAGGUCAAUCAGACUAUGACAGCUAUGUACAACCAUUUGUAUGUGUAUCUAUGUCAGAAAGAAUCUUUAUUAAAAUAUUUUGAUCAAACA